AUAUAUAUUCAUUGCUACAAGCAUUUAGGAACAACACAAAUCAUUCACAUUCCAAAGCAUCACAAUAUCAAAAACUUUCUCUUGCUUACAAGUCUUUUUUAAAACAUCUUUUCAAGUUUAACACAUACAACAAUGGGUUUUCUUUUUCCUAGUAUGAUCAAAAGAGCAUCCUCUUCAAAAGCUAUGGGCAUUCCAAGAGGAUAUGUUGCUGUAUAUGUUGGAGAGAAACAGAAGCGAUUUGUGAUCCCAAUAUCAUACUUGAACCAACCGUCGUUUCAAGACUUGCUGAGUCAAGCCGAGGAAGAGUUUGGAUACGAUCAUCCGAUGGGUGGCCUCACGAUUCCUUGCACAGAAGAUGUCUUCCAAAAUACAAAUACAACUAUGGGCUUUCGUUUCUCUGGUAUCAUCAGAAAGGCAUCAUUUGCAGCAAACCGAGCAGCUUCGAAAACUGCAGACAUGCCAAAGGGAUAUCUUGCCGUAUAUGUUGGAGAAAAACAAAAGCGGUGUGUGAUCCCCAUAUCAUACUUGAACCAACCAUCGUUUCAAGACUUGUUGAGCCAAGCUAAGGAAGAGUUUGGAUAUGAUCAUCCAAUGGGUGGCCUCACCAUUCCUUGUACCGAAGAUGUCUUUCAAAAUAUAACUUCAGGCUUUAAUGGGCUAUGAUCCUGUCACCAACAGAGACUGACAUAGUUUAUUAGAAUUUAAUUUUAAACUAGGCAUCUUAUCGAAUUUUAAAGAUGGGAAAAAAUAACCAUUAGAUUGACAAAUUGUAUAUAUAUUUUGUUUAAUGAUAUCGAACAUGAAUACUCAAGAAGCUUUUCUAUGU
Messenger RNA from Vicia villosa (hairy vetch), 826 nucleotides. RefSeq names its product auxin-induced protein 6B-like. Gene Ontology annotation, biological process: response to auxin. Bases 133 to 663 code for a protein of 176 amino acids. NCBI's taxonomy places the organism in Eukaryota, Viridiplantae, Streptophyta, Magnoliopsida, Fabales, Fabaceae. The transcript has 2 exons. The record is from RefSeq and is a predicted model, not a curated record.